GAGUGUUAACACUGUGAAGAAUAUAAUUUUGUUUCUAAUUUAAUUAGUAAAUAAUAAUAUAACUUGAAUAUAAAUUGAAGCAAAAUUUGUGAGAUAAUUUGGACACUUUUCUUUGAGUAAGAUGCCUUUCUUCAGCGGAAAAUGUCUGAGUACAGCCAGACUGGUUGGCAAGACCGCAAUUAUAACUGGCUGCAACACGGGGAUUGGAAAGGAAACGGUCUUGGAUUUUUAUAAGAGAGGCGCGAAAGUAAUAAUGGCGUGUCGGAGCCUGGACAAGGCGGAAGAGGCGAAAUCUGACAUUGAGGAACGUUGCAAGGAUUUAAAAGAUACUGGCAACAUUGUCCUAGCUAAAUGCGACCUCGCCUCUUUGAAAUCAGUGAGAGAAUUCGCAGAGAAUAUUUUAAACACGGAACCACAGGUUAAUAUUCUCGUUAACAAUGCUGGUGUUAUGAUGUGCCCCAAAACUGAAACUGAAGAUGGCUUUGAGAUGCAAUUCGGGACCAACCAUUUAGCACAUUUCUUGCUGACCAUGCUCCUAUUGCCUCGUAUCAGGAACAGCAAGCCAGCUAGGAUUGUAACUGUGUCUUCUAGGGCACAUAUAAGGUAUGGCAUCAACUUUGAUGACUUGAACUACAAGAAGCGCCGCUACAACGCGGCUGAAGCGUAUUCCCAGAGCAAGCUCGCCAAUGUACUAUUCUCCCGAGAGUUAGCAGCUAAACUAAAGGAGCACAACAUAGAAGGUGUGAACACAUACAGCCUGCACCCGGGCGUGGUGCAGACGGAGUUGGGUCGUCACUUCAAUGAGACGCUGUUCUGGGGCGCGCGGAAGAUCAUCGGCUUCAUCCUCUACCCGUUCAUGAAGUCGGUGGAGCUCGGCGCACAGACCACCAUCUACUGCGCUGUGGACGAGAAGUGUGCUAAUGAAACCGGCUUGUAUUACGCUGAUUGUGUCCCAACCAACACAUCAGCUAAAGCUCAAAAGGAUGAAAACUGUAAGAAAUUAUGGGAUAUGUCAGUCGAGCUGGUGAAGUUGGGAGACUAUAACCCUUUCACUGCACCCGAUCCAGGCGUUAAGAACAAUUGAAUCUUCUAGAAUAUUGUAAAACUUCAGCGAGGGCUACUGCAAGUGAGUUCGCCGCUAGAAUGGCUAGUGUAGCACUGUAGCUUUUUGCUAAUGUGAAGUCAUUCGACAUUCAAUUUUUAACAGCUACAGUAGAUAUUAGCGCCACCAGGUUGCUUACUCUUGAAACAAAUCUCAAUGUCAAUGUAAUUUCAAUCCAAUAAAAUCUCAAUAAUUAUUCGAUGUCAAAUCUAUCAAUCCUAGCUGUUAAGAUAGCAUUCAGAGUACGGCACAUAAAACCAAACUCAAUAUAUUUAGUUCAUUAAAUAUCCGCGCAAUACGGAUGCAA
This is a messenger RNA of Spodoptera litura, 1409 nucleotides long. RefSeq names its product retinol dehydrogenase 13. The record is from RefSeq and is a predicted model, not a curated record. Lineage: Eukaryota; Metazoa; Arthropoda; Insecta; Lepidoptera; Noctuidae.